This is a messenger RNA of Ascochyta rabiei, 735 nucleotides long. RefSeq lists its product as uncharacterized. Gene Ontology annotation, molecular function: oxidoreductase activity, acting on the CH-OH group of donors, NAD or NADP as acceptor. Bases 1 to 735 code for a protein of 244 amino acids. The record is from RefSeq and is a predicted model, not a curated record. The transcript has a single exon. Lineage: Eukaryota; Fungi; Ascomycota; Dothideomycetes; Pleosporales; Didymellaceae.
AUGUCACGGACGAUCCUCAUAACAGGCGCCUCGUCUGGCCUUGGGCUGGCUUUCCUCAAACACUACACUUCGCAAGAUGGAAGUUCGUCGAUCAUCGCCCUCGACGCAAGCCCUCUCCCGGUAGAGACACAUAAUGCACUCAAAUCAAGCAAUGUAACCUUCGUCCAGACAGACGUCACUUCGUCUCACCAAAUCUGCUCGCUCGCGGCCAAGCUCUCCAAUGAACCCAUUGACCUCCUGAUCCACUGUGCGGGUGUACGGGGUCUGGUCCCAGAGGUAGUCAAGGAGAAAAGAGGAGAUGUCGCUGCGGCAGAGACGAUGGAUGUCAUGGAUCACUCUACUUUCACCAGGGCGUUUGAAGUAAACACCUGGGGCACUUUCAAUGUCGUCACCUCCUUCCUGCCUAACCUCCGCCUGUCGCCAAAUGCAGAGGUGGUCAUUCUCUCGAGCAGAAUGGGGAGUGUGAGCGCGAACAAGGCGGGUGGCGGGUAUGCGUACCGAGCUAGCAAGGCGGCGCUGAAUGCCGUGGUAAAGAGCUUUGUGCUUGACGUACCGGAGGCCACGUUCUUGUUGCUGCAUCCAGGACGUGUGGAGACGAAGCUCGUGGAUUGGAAAGAAGAGGGAGCGAUUAGUCCAGAGGAGAGUUUGCAGGGCUGCCUGAAGGUAAUGGAAGGGCUGACGAAGGAGGAUAGUGGAAGAUUAGUUGAUCGGUUUGGAGUGGACAUCCCAUGGUAG